AUGAUGGAUCUUGCCGUAUCAGGACCUGACCAGGCCCUACCAACUCCCAGAAUGGAUUCUUCUAUUUGCCUCAUUGAGGCGAGCUAUUCUGGGAACUUUGUGAUGCAACAAAAACACAAAACACAGAGUAUAGCGAACACAAAGGGAAAAUGGAGAAAUCUAGAGAAAGUGCGAUUUUACGUCCAAAGUCCGCUUCAGAUUUGCGGGUGCCCCACCAACUUUAUUGAACUUUUAGAUAAUUCUCUUCUAGGUCUGGAAUUGGUGCACAAUACAGAACAAUGGGACUGUUACGAUGGGCGUAUCGAUGCAGAGGGUUCUGCUAGUUUAAUUUUGGAUGUGACAGGUGUUUCUAGGGCAGUUCAGAACAAAGUCUCACAAAAAGAAAUCUGGAAUACGCCCAAUUCUUAA
Morchella importuna is the source of this 408-nucleotide messenger RNA. RefSeq lists its product as uncharacterized. Bases 1 to 408 code for a protein of 135 amino acids. NCBI's taxonomy places the organism in Eukaryota, Fungi, Ascomycota, Pezizomycetes, Pezizales, Morchellaceae. The transcript has 6 exons. The record is from RefSeq and is a predicted model, not a curated record.